AUGUCUUCCUUUGUUAAAAACGAUCGUUUCCCGCCUAUCAAGUUAUCCACGUCAAACGAUGUCUCAAGCGAUGAGCGAAUUACCGCGAUCGAUUUUGUCAACCGCCACAACUAUGUCUUUGAGGAGUUCAACCCCGACGAUAUGCUCUCUACUUUCCUUCCAAACGGUGUGGUCUAUCACAGCCAUGGCACUGUCAGAGGCCACGCGGAGAUGAGAGAGUUCCUCGAAAACCACUAUGCGUUCUUCAUUCAUGGCAUUAGCCGCAGUGCUACCAACCAUGUUGUUGACCGUGACGAAGAAGGUGUAAUGGUCAGGUACCAUGAAUGCCUGAUCAGAUAUGGUUGGGCCGACGAUGAUGCGAAGAUCCUUGCUGGUCAUGAUGUGAUCAGAAAUGACGGGUUGCCGGCGAUAUGGUGGUCUGGUCCUAUGAUUGAUCGGUUGCGGAUGACAGAUGAUGGCUGGAAAAUUUUUGAGCGAUACCUUGGAGCUCCGGUCAGAAAUGGAAAUCUUGAUCCCCUGUCUGAAGAUACUGUGAUCAAGCGAUGA
Molecule: messenger RNA, 546 nt
Organism: Penicillium odoratum
Lineage: Eukaryota; Fungi; Ascomycota; Eurotiomycetes; Eurotiales; Aspergillaceae
Exons: 1
Coding region: 1-546 (181 amino acids)
Source: RefSeq, a predicted model, not a curated record